CAGGUGGCCCAGCCAGUUUUGCCUCUGAUGCCUCAUUCCAGCUGUCAGCUAUCUGUGUCUACGAUGAGAGCCUCUGGCCACCUCAGCCGCCUUCCCGACGGUGGGUUUUGGGCCCCAGACAUGCGGUGAUCUCAAAGCAAGGGCUGCCACCACCAUCUGGAACCUCCCAGCAUAUGCCGUAGGUUCCAGCAAUGAAUGCCCACUCCAAGGAGAUGGUGCCCCUCAUGGGCAAAAGAACCAUUGCACCUGGCGGGAACUCUGUUGUGAUGACAGAGAAGAGGCCAGCAGAUCUCACCCCCACCAAGAAGAGUGCACACUUCUUCCUGGAGAUAGAAGGAUUUGAGCCUAACCCCACGGUCACCAAGACCUCUCCCCCCAUCUUCUCCAAGCCAAUGGACUCCAACAUCCGGCAGUGCCUCUCUGGCAACUGUGAUGACAUGGAUUCCCCUCAGUCUCCUCAGGAUGAUGUGACAGAGACCCCAUCCAAUCCCAACAGUCCAAGCGCAAACCUGGCCAAGGAAGAACAGAGGCAGAAGAAGAAGCGGCUGAAGAAGCGCAUCUUCGCAGCUGUGUCCGAGGGUUGCGUGGAGGAGCUGCGGGAACUCCUGCAGGAUCUUCAGGAGCUCUGUAGACGGCGCCGCGGCUUGGAUGUGCCUGACUUCCUCAUGCACAAGCUGACAGCCUCAGACACUGGGAAGACCUGCCUGAUGAAGGCUUUGCUCAACAUCAAUCCCAACACCAAAGAGAUCGUGCGGCUUCUGCUUGCCUUCGCUGAGGAGAACGACAUCCUGGACAGGUUCAUCAACGCCGAGUACACGGAAGAGGCCUAUGAAGGGCAGACAGCGCUGAACAUCGCCAUCGAGCGGCGCCAGGGAGACAUCACAGCAGUGCUUAUAGCAGCGGGUGCUGACGUCAACGCUCAUGCCAAGGGGGUCUUCUUCAACCCCAAAUACCAGCAUGAAGGCUUCUAUUUUGGUGAGACACCCCUGGCCUUGGCAGCUUGUACCAACCAGCCUGAGAUUGUACAGCUGCUGAUGGAGAACGAGCAGACGGACAUCACUUCCCAGGACUCUCGGGGAAACAACAUCCUGCAUGCGCUGGUGACGGUGGCUGAGGACUUCAAGACCCAGAAUGACUUUGUUAAGCGCAUGUAUGACAUGAUCCUGCUGAGGAGUGGCAACUGGGAGCUGGAGACCAUGCGCAACAAUGAUGGUCUCACACCACUGCAGCUGGCUGCCAAGAUGGGCAAGGCUGAGAUCCUGAAGUACAUCCUCAGCCGUGAGAUCAAGGAGAAACCUCUCCGGAGCCUGUCCAGGAAGUUCACGGACUGGGCAUAUGGGCCCGUGUCAUCUUCACUCUAUGACCUCACCAACGUAGACACCACAACAGAUAACUCUGUGCUGGAAAUCAUCGUCUACAACACCAACAUUGAUAACCGGCAUGAGAUGCUGACCCUGGAACCUCUGCAUACACUGCUGCAUAUGAAAUGGAAAAAAUUUGCCAAGUACAUGUUCUUCUUGUCCUUCUGCUUCUAUUUCUUCUAUAACAUCACCCUGACCCUCGUCUCUUACUACCGCCCUCGGGAAGAUGAGGCUCUCCCACAUCCCUUGGCCCUGACACACAAGAUGGGGUGGCUUCAGCUCCUAGGGAGGAUGUUUGUUCUUAUCUGGGCCACGUGCAUCUCGGUGAAAGAGGGCAUUGCCAUUUUCCUGCUGAGACCCUCCGAUCUUCAGUCCAUACUGUCGGAUGCCUGGUUUCAUUUUGUCUUUUUUGUCCAAGCUGUGCUUGUGAUACUGUCUGUAUUCUUGUACUUGUUUGCCUACAAAGAAUACCUCGCCUGCCUCGUGCUGGCCAUGGCCCUGGGCUGGGCGAACAUGCUCUACUACACGAGAGGCUUCCAGUCUAUGGGCAUGUACAGCGUCAUGAUCCAGAAGGUCAUUUUGCACGAUGUUCUCAAGUUCUUGUUUGUUUACAUCCUGUUCUUACUUGGAUUUGGAGUAGCACUGGCCUCAUUGAUCGAGAAGUGCUCCAAGGACAAAAAGGACUGCAGCUCCUAUGGCAGCUUCAGCGAUGCAGUGCUGGAGCUCUUCAAGCUCACCAUAGGCCUGGGCGACCUGAACAUCCAGCAGAACUCCACCUACCCCAUCCUCUUUCUCUUCCUACUCAUCACCUAUGUCAUCCUCACCUUUGUCCUCCUCCUCAACAUGCUCAUUGCCUUGAUGGGGGAGACGGUGGAGAACGUCUCCAAAGAAAGUGAGCGGAUCUGGCGCUUGCAGGCUUCUUUAUCUCCUCAGAGAGCCAGGACCAUCUUGGAGUUUGAGAAAAUGUUACCAGAAUGGCUGAGAAGCAGAUUCCGCAUGGGUGAGCUGUGCAAAGUAGCAGAUGAGGACUUCCGGCUGUGUCUGCGGAUCAACGAGGUGAAGUGGACUGAAUGGAAAACGCAUGUGUCUUUCCUUAAUGAAGACCCAGGGCCCAUAAGACGGACAGCAGAUUUAAACAAGAUUCAAGAUUCUUCCAGGAGCAAUAGCAAGACCACCCUCUAUGCAUUUGAUGAGUUAGAUGAAUUUCCAGAAACAUCGGUGUAGAAGCAUGGCUUAAGGCUGAUGUGAAUACUGUCGUUUGAUGCUGCAGGCUGAGCCCUGGUGCUGAAGUGCUCUGCAGAGUGCUCAACUAGAAGCAAAAUGCUCCUCACACCGACUGGUGGCUGCUGAGGAGCGGCAGUCAGGAUCUGAAAGGAAAGCACCUUGGGUUUUGUGACUCCAGAGGUCAGGGCAAAUCCAUGGCCACCAGUUCUGAGUCUGGAAGUCUCCUGAUGCCCCGGGUGAGGAACCUGCAGGUUCACUUGGCUCCAAGACACAUGUGCUGGGGAAGGAAGGAAUUGGGGUCUGAGCGGUGGGGAGAGCAGUCUUCCCUCUACUAUAGUCUGCCCACAGACUCCUCCUUUAUCUCCCCAACUAUGACUGUGCCUCCUGAAUUGGUGGGGGAUCCUGUCCCAGCAUGUGUAGAGGACCUGAGCUAAGCUGGAUCUACUGGGGGAAGAGGGGAAUGAACGAUGGGAAUGCCCUAACUGAGCCUCCAGGAAACAGGAUAACUGGAUUCCAUCCUUGGACCUAAAUCCAAGGUUAAACCUAUCUCCAACCGAGGGAUGUUUUAAUAGUGUAACUGACACAGAGUUUUUUAGUUCAGAAAAGCCAUUUCAGUUUUGAAUGACAGUUACUUCAGAUGAAGUAGGCAACUUUAAAAGCUAAGAAGUAGAUUUUGGGCUUUUGGACUGAAUGUAAGUAUUAUAUACUAGGCCUCAGGAUGGCCAGGGUCAGGACAACAAACGUUUCCUCACGCACACAAAGCCUGAGGGAGACAGGCUGUGAUCUGGGGGAAAGGUUUGGUACCCAUCCUCUUUCAGUCUCAUCCAGUGCUGGCCUCACUUCAACUGAGUCAGAAAUAGCAGCUGAUCUAUUGAGAGGGUCUUAAAGCUCAGAGAUGACUAGCACUCCAGUGUUUCCCAUUGGGGAAAUCAGCAAGAUGCCUAAAACACACUGCUAUCAUAUGUUUUUGUUGACUGUGAAUAUUGAAACUGUAGAAGAGGCUUCUGAGGAAAGAAUGUCUCCCAAACUUAGGGCUUAUUUCAUAUCCUCAGCCUCAGAUUUUUUUUUUCUCCUUGAAAUUUCAGAGUCAGUUUGUUAGAUUAGAGGGUAGAGUUUGGAGAAUUUCUCCAAUGGCUAGAACUGAAAUAUUCCACCCCCCCCAACCCCAACCUACACUCUUCUAUUAUUUAGUAAAAGGAUUCAUGUGGAAAGGUUUGAGAUAGAAUUAUAGAUUAUGAAGUUUUUUUUUUUUAAAUGUUAAGUGGGUUGAAAUAAGCUGGGCCUUUAGAAAACUUGGCAAUUAUUGAGCUAAUCAGACUAGAGACCACACAAAGCAGUCCACUCUGGCAGGUUUCUGCAUUCUAGAAAGUUCCAAGUACCAGCUUAGCUGGACAGGUGAAAAUUGGCCAUUACAUCCUGAAUGGCCAGGUGAGGGAGAGAUGGGGGAUGGUACAGCAUGGAUGUCUACCCAGUCUGCAGUAGCCACUACCUGCUCAACCUUCUGGAGUCUCUAUUGCUCAAAGAUCAAGUAGGGGAAGAUGACAAAGCAUGUGUCUUUGAAAAGCAAAAACCUUAGGGGGACAUCAUCAUCAUAAGAAGAAGUGCUCCUGAGGGGCAGAAACAGUGAGAGAACUGGAUUGAGAUUUUGGUUCAGUUCAGUAGACAGCUGCUUCAGGAGUUUGGAAGAAAUGGGCUGAGCACUUGUUGGGAAGAUGUCGAAGAAAGCAAUUAGGUGAAUCUUGCGGUUCCUAGACAUUCUACAAGCGAGUAUUCCAUAGCUGGAGUCUCCUUGAGUUAUCCUGAACAGAAGUCCCUGUUUAAAGGGCAACCGCUGGUUCUAGGGAGCUGGGAUUCCAGCUUUGUGUUGGCUUGGAAGUCAGUAGAUAAAACCACAUAACUGCAUUUCCCACUUGGAUGGAAGGUGUGGGAAGUUGGGCAGAUAAAAAAAUUAGCUUCUCACAUGUUGUGGAGCUCUGCUUUUUGUGGAUCUGGAUGGAAUUUUUGGGCAAACCCAUUUCCAAACUGCCUAUUCAUCUAAAUGUGGCCCCCUCCCCCAAGUGAAGGCUUUCAGCCCAGAGGGUCAAGCUAAGAAGGUUCAUUAAAGCAAGGAAAGGCAUCGCAACAAGUGGUGUCCUGCUCAAAAGGGGACCAAAUCCCUCAUUAUACUUGUAAAGACUCAGGCUCUGGAAUGAACAUAGACAUGUUCAAAGCCAUGUCAGAGCAGGUGGGGCUAGGAUGUCCUGAUUUCUGGGCCACAGGGAUCCUUCUGUGGCUUUUAUCAUUGGGUCUUUUUGUAGUUGCCACAUUUAGGGGCUAGUUUUUUUUUUUUUUCUUUUAUGACUCGGAAGUUAUCAUUUGUCCUUACAACCCAAUGACAAGUCUAAAGGUCAAAUGUGCCUAAAGCCACACAAUAUCAACAAAGAUAGCAAGAAUAUAAACACACUACUGACUCUGUUGACCUAUCAGGAUACCUUAAAACUCCAUGAUUUACAUUUCAGUAAUUUAGGGGGAAGAGGUUUUCUGGGAAUGAGCCUGAGCAUGCUUCAGUAGUAGCUGCAAACCCUGUUUUAGAUAAACAUCUCCCCAGGAAGAGUUUUGUAUUCAAGACAUUAUGUCGAGUGUCUGUCUGGAAUAACAUGGGUGCUUCCUUCCUUCCUGGUGUGGGGAGAAGGAGUAAAAGUUGUACUGUGAAGUCAUUGAGCUCUCAGGCAUCUGCCCAAGAGAGUACAGUAUUAUUGAGGUUCCUUUCCUUCCUCAGGGCCUGGUGACUGUCCCCUUUUGCUCUGGGUGAGGCACAGGGAGGUAGGCCCUCACUAGAGUCUGUAAGCCAUACUUGACUUCUGCAUUGAUUUACAUGUUGUUAUCUUAUAUUUACUGUGACCUUGGUUCCAGACACAGAAUUAUUGUCGUAUUCUCACGAGAUGUGCCUGAUCGUUGUAUAACUUAACUUAUAGACUUGUUUUACCAUAAAGAGUAAGACUACUUUGGUCUCAUUGAAACACUGUUUUGAUUUCUAAUAAAUAUUUAUUUUGUAA
Messenger RNA from Mastomys coucha (southern multimammate mouse), 5620 nucleotides. It is a transcript of the gene Trpv3, whose product is annotated as transient receptor potential cation channel subfamily V member 3. The coding region runs from base 192 to 2585 and encodes 797 amino acids. The transcript has 18 exons. Gene Ontology annotation, biological process: calcium ion import across plasma membrane. Gene Ontology annotation, molecular function: protein binding; calcium channel activity. Gene Ontology annotation, cellular component: membrane. Lineage: Eukaryota; Metazoa; Chordata; Mammalia; Rodentia; Muridae. The record is from RefSeq and is a predicted model, not a curated record.